Dunckerocampus dactyliophorus (ringed pipefish) is the source of this 3528-nucleotide messenger RNA. RefSeq names its product polypyrimidine tract binding protein 2b (gene ptbp2b). Gene Ontology annotation, biological process: mRNA processing; regulation of RNA splicing. The transcript has 17 exons. Gene Ontology annotation, cellular component: nucleus. Lineage: Eukaryota; Metazoa; Chordata; Actinopteri; Syngnathiformes; Syngnathidae. The record is from RefSeq and is a predicted model, not a curated record. Gene Ontology annotation, molecular function: mRNA binding. The coding region runs from base 87 to 1655 and encodes 522 amino acids.
GUAGUGAGCUCCCUGUCCUGUUGGCUCCCAGUUGUUCGGGCGUUGUGCUUGAGGGAGCUUCACACAGAAGAGGACAAAGAGCUGCAAUGGACGGUGAUGUUGCAGUUGGUGUGAAGAGAGGCUCAGAUGAGCUCAGCAUGUACGGUAGCAGCCCGAACUCCAUGACUGCAAACGGCAGCGACAGUAAAAAACAGCGUCUGGAUGAGUCGCCUCCGUCCAGAGUUCUCCAUAUUAGGAAACUCCCCAGUGAAGUAUCAGAGACAGAAGUCAUUGCAUUGGGCCUACCCUUUGGAAAAGUUACCAACAUACUGAUGUUGAAGGGGAAAAACCAGGCAUUCCUGGAGCUCAGCACAGAGGAAGCUGCCAUUACGAUGGUGAACUACUACUCAGCCGUUACACCACAGGUCAGGAAUAGUCCCAUCUUUAUCCAGUACUCCAACCAUAAGGAACUGAAGACCGAUUCUGCUCUAAACCAGAGAGCCCAGGCGGUGCUGCAGGCUGUCUCGGCAGUUCAGGAUGGAAGUUCUCCAUCAUCUGACCCCGGCAUCUUGGACCUCACACCACCUCCCAGCCCCGUCCUGCGCAUUAUAAUCGACAACAUGUUCUAUCCUGUCACUCUCGAUGUUCUGCAGCAGAUUUUCAGUAAAUUUGGGACUGUCAUGAAGAUAAUCACCUUCACCAAGAACAACCAGUUUCAAGCACUUCUGCAGUUCAGCGAUCCCACCAACGCGCAGCAGGCUAAAGUGUCUCUUGAUGGACAGAACAUUUAUAAUUCUUGCUGUACUCUGAGGAUCGAUUUCAGUAAGCUGGUGAACCUCAAUGUCAAGUACAACAACGACAAGAGUCGAGAUUACACCCGACCUGACCUACCUACCGGAGAUGGAGAGUCAAACAAGGAUCAUUCUUUGUUGGGUACCCCAUCUGGAGCGCUGGCUUCGUACUCCAGUGCGGCAGGUUAUUCAUCAUCUCUUUCCCUCUCGCAGGGUGCAGGGGCCAUUAGCCCUCUGAGCGCCGCUGCUGCCGCGGCUGCUGCUGCAGGACGUGUCGCUCUGUCGGGGUCCGGAGUGUCAGGAGUCCUGUUGGCAUCCAACCUGAAUGAAGAGAUGGUCACGCCUCAAAGUCUCUUUACCCUCUUCGGUGUCUAUGGUGACGUGCAGCGGGUGAAGAUCCUGUACAACAAAAAGGACAGCGCCCUAAUCCAGUUGUCAGAUGGUAACCAGGCUCAGCUGGCCAUGAGCCACCUGAAUGGUCAGAAAGUGUUUGGUAAAGUGAUGAGAGUGACGCUGUCCAAACACCAAACUGUGGCUCUGCCCCGAGAAGGACUGGAUGACCAACUCCUAACUAAAGAUUUUUCUGGCUCUCCACUGCAUCGCUUUAAGAAACCAGGAUCCAAAAACUUCCAGAACAUCUUCCCCCCUUCUGCGACACUUCAUCUCUCCAAUAUCCGGGAGGGAAUUGGAGAGGAGGACCUGCGUCUCCUGUUCUCUAACAGCGGGGGUGCGGUGAAGGCCUUUAAGUUCUUUCAGGACCGUAAGAUGGCCUUGAUCCAGAUGUCGUCAGUAGAGGAGGCCAUCCAGGUGCUCAUAGAUCUUCACAACUACGACAUGGGCGGGAAUCACCAUCUCAAAGUUUCCUUCUCCAAGUCCACCAUCUAAAGGCGACACCCAACGCGGCAGCGCUACACUAAGCCAGGAGGUCGCUUGUCUAACCCUUUUGCUGGGGGGGAGAUUUACCACACUAACGUCAUUCUUCUGUGCAAACAGUCCAGUUGGAGGUUUCUUCAGUUUCUUGACGGGUAGGAGGCACUUUGCUAAGGUUCUUAUGUUGUGACCCACAAAACAGCAGCUGCCCUGCUUCCUCCCGGCUGUUGCAGUUGUAAGUGGGGGGGUGCUGAGUGUGUGCAUAGUGCUGUCUUGAGUAGACUCGAUGCCUUCUGUCCUUGGAUUUUUACUUUCUGGGCUUUGAUUUUCCUGUCAGUCAUACUGUUAGUGUGUUAUCUUCAACCUAUAAGAUUUUAUUUUAUUUUUUUUCAUUUUUUAUUGGCCCAGCACAAAAUGAAAACAUGACCUCAUGUUAAAAGGUUUACUUUGUCUCCUAUAACACAACGCUGAGUUAAACAACUACUCGCAAAAAGGGAUAUAUAUAUAUAUAUAUAUAUAUAUAUAUAUAUAUAUAUAUAUAUAUAUAUAUAUAUAUAUAUAAUGGGAUUUCAUUUGGAAUUUCAGGAUGAACAUAAAAUGCACUGAGAACGUUCACAUUUCGUCUCAUGACCCUGCAAAUUUGCAGAUUUUUGGUCCAAAAAAGAUUUUUUUUUCCUCCAAAAAUAGGCUGUAUUUUCUGCAGAAAGCACGUGUCAUUCAGCCUAAGUGGGUAAUAAUUUCUAAAUGUGUGAUGAUACAGCUCAAAUGUACAGCGUGCGUGUGCUACUCUUAGAAAAAGCCCACAAUGUUUUUGUCUCAUUGUUUUAAAUGUUGAGGUUUCGCACUUUGUGCGGCGGUCCUCGAACGCGCCAUCGUCGUGUGCGGGCACUGGAACAGGAAAGCAGUGGUGAUGAUGUAGACGCGGCGUGGAGAGACGCCUUCUCUAACCUGCUAGCCUGACGACCAGGCUAAAGGCUACACCGUGACUCCAUUCCAUUCAUUAGUGGUGAGUGUGCGUACAUUUUAUACUGUAAAUGUGUUUCAUAAGUGUGUGAGGCAUAUUUUUGGCUUAAACCUGGAUAGUGUUACGAGUGAACAAUGGCAAUUGAAAAGUGUGUCUAAAAUAGACAUUUUUAUGGGCGUUUCAAUGAUAGUCACUGGUAGUCCCAGAUGUCUCACACACACUCACACACACACACACACACACACACACACACACUCACACACACACACACACAAGUGCAUUUUAGGUUCAUCCUGAAAUUGAACGCUGAGUAACGUAGCUUUUGUGCGUAUUUAAGUGCACAGCACAUUUUGUCCUACAUUGCGUUGGUUUUUGCAUGUAAACAAAAGUUGAAGAAUGUCAAAUAUACUUCAGUUUUUUCUGUGUGGAAAAGGUUUGGACACCUCUGAGAAACAAUGAAGAUGAAAGCUAGAAAGCCACGUGUGAUAUUUACUUCAAAAUCUUUUCCGACAAAAAGCAACACGUGGUAAAAGCGUUUUUUGACAACACCUGUGAGACAUGUUUGGUCCAACGUACAUGUGCCUUUAGUUUCUAUUUGAUUCCUUGUUGAUUAAACAGAUUGUAAAUGCAUAAAAACGUGCUUUUCUCAACCCCCGCUCAUCGUCGAGACUGGAGUCUGCUCACCUCUCAUUUCUGUGUUUUGUUGUUGGAUCGUUUUGCGCUGAUGCGUUGAAAGUUUUAUUUUCGGGGAUUGUACCGUUUUUUUUUGUUGUUUUUUUUACUUGAGCUCAGUUUGUGAUAACGCUUCACAUUAGCACAAAUGAUUUGCUUUUAACCAACAGUUGAGGUACGUUUGUGUCUUGUAUGUUUUCAACUCUCCUCUGUAUCUUAGCUGUCAAUAAACGUAUCUGCUCUUCCUCGUCA